This is a messenger RNA of Lathyrus oleraceus (garden pea), 690 nucleotides long. RefSeq lists its product as uncharacterized. The transcript is spliced from 2 exons. Bases 1 to 690 code for a protein of 229 amino acids. NCBI's taxonomy places the organism in Eukaryota, Viridiplantae, Streptophyta, Magnoliopsida, Fabales, Fabaceae. The record is from RefSeq and is a predicted model, not a curated record.
AUGGAUGAACAAGAGCAAGAGAGCGCCCGAGUUAGAGCUGAACUAGACGAAAUCAAGGGAGAAGUAGUGCACGAUAUUGGGAAAUCUGUCCAACAAGCUGUGCCAUUACCGGUUUACACCGACGCACGUCCAGUCACCCAUACUGUGGUUCCACCAGCUGCCUAUGCUAGGCAUAUUCCUCACUAUGAAGAUCAACAACACAUGUAUCAGACUGUCGACUCAACAGUUGCUGGUGACGAAGUAAGGUUUGAGGAUUUCAGAGAAUUAAAGGAGAACAUGCAGCUCCUUGAGAAGAAGUUCCGAGAUUUAGAAGGGGACCAUGUCUUUGGAUCUGCCGCCAAAGAAAUGUGCCUCGUAUCUGGGUUGGUGAUUCCGGCCAAAUUCAAAACUCCAGACUUCGACAAAUACAAGGGGCAUACUUGUCCAAAGAGCCAUCUCAUCAUGAAUUACCGAAAAAUGGCUGCACACGUGGAAGACAACAAGCUGAUGAUCCACUGCUUUCAAGAUAGCUUGAGUGGGGCUCCUUCCAAGUGGUAUUUGAGUCUGGAUCAGAAUAGGAUCAGGUAUUUUGGAGACCUGUCAGACGCGUUCAUAAAACACUACAAAUAUAACAUGGACAUGGCGCCUGACAGAAGACAGUUGCAGAGCAUGUUCCAGCAUGAAAAGGAGUCCUUCAAGGAAUAUGCUUAG